This is a messenger RNA of Sordaria macrospora k-hell, 1788 nucleotides long. RefSeq lists its product as uncharacterized. Gene Ontology annotation, cellular component: cell surface; extracellular region. Gene Ontology annotation, biological process: glucan catabolic process. Lineage: Eukaryota; Fungi; Ascomycota; Sordariomycetes; Sordariales; Sordariaceae. The record is from RefSeq and is a predicted model, not a curated record. Gene Ontology annotation, molecular function: beta-glucosidase activity.
AUGAAGUUCACGAGUACUUUGGCCUUGGGCCUCUCGGUGGUUGUUGAUGGCACGCUGGGGGCAAAGAUACCGCAGGGACCGAAGACGACAUGUCCGCCCGGUGCUAGCUUCAAGAAGCUCUCGGCGCAAGCCUUCAUGGACGCCGCGACUCCUGGGUGGAAUCUCGGAAACACACUUGACGCCGUUCCCGACGAAGGAUCAUGGAAUAACCCCAUCUUCCAGGCCAAUGCGCUUGACGUGGUCAAAUCAGCUGGGUUCAAGUCUGUUCGGAUUCCUGUAACCUACUCCGACCACUUCUUGUUGCCUAACUCUCUAACAAACCACACCAUUUCUCCCCAAUGGCUCGACCGCGUCUCCACCGUAAUCGACAUGGCCACGUCGCGGGGGCUUUUGGUCGUAACAAACAUGCACCACGACUCCUGGGCCUGGGCCGACGUCUCUUCUUCGGGAGGUAAAAACACCACUCUCAUCCGCGAAAAGUUCUACGCCGGCUGGCUGCAAAUCGCUACCAAACUCGCCUGCAAGCCCUCCACCGUAGCAUUCGAGCCCAUCAACGAGCCUCCCGGUUCCACGGCUGAAGAUGCCGAAAGACUAAUGGGUCUUAACGACCUGUUUAUCCACGCCCUGAGGGAUUCUGGCGGGUGGAAUUCCCAGAGAGUGGUAACCCUGUCAGCGCUGAACAUGGGGGGUGCUGAUCGCAUGCAAAAUGGGUGGUUUAGGUUGCCGAAGAACAUGACGAACCCGUGGGCUUUCCAGUUCCACUAUUACUCGCCUUACGACUUCAUUUUCCAAGCGUGGGGGAAGACGGUCUGGGGAAGUGAGAGCGAUAAAGUGGCUGUGGUGGCGGAUCUGGAAGCUGUGAGGGGAAAUCUGACGGCGAUUACUAAUGACCCGAAAGUGCCGAUUUAUCUGGGCGAGUUCGAUGCGAGCCAGUUGAGUCUCGAGGCUGCCGCUAGGUGGCGGUGGUUUGAUACCGUCGUGUCAGCUGCGAGGAGGCUGAAUAUUGUUCCGGUGCUGUGGGAUAAUGGACUGGAUAAUUUGCAGAGGGAGACGGGGCGGUGGAGGGAUGAAGUCGCGGUGGAGAUUAUUGUUAAUGCCAUCAAGGGCAAAAAGAAUUCGUUGCCGGAAAGUACGACGGAUGGUGGCGCGACGACGCAGGAGAGCUCGGCGUAUGUUUUUAAUAAGGUUGGGGAGGAUAUCGGGGCAGAGGGGAGGAACUUGUCGUUUGCGUUGAAUGGGAACCGGUUUAAGGCGUUGAGUGUUGGCGGGGUGCCGCUCAAGGCUGGAAAGGAUUAUGCGGUCCAGGAGCAGGGGACGGUGACCCUCAAGAAGGAGUUCCUGGGCAAGUAUCUCUCCAGGGACGCGGCGCCGGGAACCAAGGCGAAUAUCACGGUUACGUUCUCGGCUGGCGCGAAGAGUCGGGUGGAGAUCGUCCAGUGGGAUUUGCCGGUGCCGGCACAGACGAUCUCCUCGGGGAGCGCGGUGCCGGCGGGUCAAGAUUUGUCGGUUCCGGUGGUCUGGAAGGGGCUGCAUCGGGUGGCGGCGGUGAAGAUGAUCAAGGCGGAUGGGUCGUACCUGUUUGAUGACUGGACCAUGUGGUUGCCUGGGCUGCAGAAGGGCUGUGGUACAUAUGGUGGCCAGUGGGACUUCGACUUCGACAAGCUCAUCAUCCGGAGGCAGACGCUGGAUGCCGUGAUUGCUUCAGGCCAAAGUGCCACGCUCACGUUCGAGUUCUAUCCGCGUGCGGCAGGGAACGGGAAUUACUUGAAUUAUACCCUGACCGUUUGA